Galdieria sulphuraria is the source of this 1119-nucleotide messenger RNA. RefSeq lists its product as uncharacterized. The transcript has 3 exons. Lineage: Eukaryota; Rhodophyta; Bangiophyceae; Galdieriales; Galdieriaceae. The coding region runs from base 341 to 982 and encodes 213 amino acids. The record is from RefSeq and is a predicted model, not a curated record.
CCAUUUUUUAUAAAUUUCUCUGAGACUAGUCUUUAACUAUUCACAUCACUAUAGUUUCUUUAUAGAGAAAGCUUCCAAAUGCAUACAAUCUUUUUGAGAGAAAAAGAAUAAAAUGUUUAUUAUCCUAACUGAGCUGACCAUAUUAUUACAAGGGUCUUAUCAUUUCCAAAACUUUCGUUCCAUAUAUAGCAAACCAAAAUGUUUCAAUAUAAAUAUAACGAUUUUACUGUAGUGUGUCAAAUGUACGUUGUACGGCAAGUUUAGGAAGGAUAUGAAUGUAAGUCGAUAUAAAUUUGUUUUUGGUAACUGACACAAUACACAAGUCUUAUCCGUCGCAGCUAUGAAAGGAAUAUUCAAAUGUUCUCUUAUUCUAUUGACAGUCGCUCUCCUGAUGGUUACCAGCUCUGCUCUUCCUCCUAUAGACGAUAACUUGGCAAGAGAAAUACGUAAAGCUCUGCAAUGGAACAGAGAUUUCCUCAGACAAUUCUCUUCUGGAUCGCCUUCAGCAACAGAGGCCCCGAUCCCGACAGAAAUACCGAUUCCAACUGAAACUCCAGCUCCAACAACAACACCUAUUCCUACAACUAUAUCAACUACUACCACUUCAGCUGUUCCAACAUUAGUAGGAACUUCAAGUGACCCAAUCGUGACGGAAAUUCCGACAGCACCACCUUCCGGAUUUCCUCUUCCCUCUGGUUCUGUUCGCAAAGCCUUUUCUAAAGCAGAAGAAGGAAGCCUGGUCAAGUUGUUACGACAGCUUUUAGCAACAGCAACUCCAGUAGCAACAGAAGCACCGUUGCCGACGGAAGCACCUGUUCCAACAGAAGCACCUGUUACAGUAAUUCCAGAGGGUACUGCAGUACCUAUUGGAACUCCUGUCGUUUCCUUAAUUCCUUCGUCCAGAUUAGCUUUGAGAAAUUCUUUUCUCUCUGAACAGCUUGCCGCUCGCUUUCGCGAAUUGGUUGGACCAGUCCAAAUAUAGAAUCUAAAAGCAAGCGGGAUCGGCUAAAAUGCAUAAGGUUUUGUAAUAUUUACAUGUUUGUGUUGUAGCAACCAAAGCGUUGUGCUCUCAAUAAAUAAAGCAGCCGCAUUUCAUAGUUGAAGAGAUUUGGAUGUCUC